Molecule: messenger RNA, 4760 nt
Organism: Lotus japonicus
Lineage: Eukaryota; Viridiplantae; Streptophyta; Magnoliopsida; Fabales; Fabaceae
Product: myosin-2-like
Exons: 24
Coding region: 690-4274 (1194 amino acids)
Biological process (GO): actin filament organization; vesicle transport along actin filament
Cellular component (GO): myosin complex; vesicle; actin cytoskeleton
Molecular function (GO): microfilament motor activity; ATP binding; actin filament binding
Source: RefSeq, a predicted model, not a curated record
ACCAGAUUUGAAUUUCUGGUCACACAACAAAAGAACCAAACACCAUCACCUACCACGACAAAAAAAUACUAACAAUUACAAAUUUAAAUGCUUUUUAAUCUCAUAUCCUUGGUUGUUUUGAUGAACACGCUUUAUCUUCACAAAUUUUUGGCUUCACAAACACACAACAGAAAAACAAAACCACAACACUCUUAAGUCUUAACAACAACAACAACAACAACAUAAAUUUUCAAUUGUUCUGUGUGAAUUGUUUGUUUCUGUUCUCUCACAACACAACAACCUCAUCAUAACCUUAACAUCUUCUUCUUCUUCUUCUUCUUCUCACUCUUGAAAGCCUAGCCUCAUAACUCGCGCUUUCAGUAAUCAAAAACCGUGCUAUCACAUGCACCUUCUCGAUUUGUUAACUACCAUUGAUUCAUGCAACCACAGAAACCAAUUUUCAAUCCAAAAUUCUCUCUUUUCAUCUCCCCAAUUUACCACUUUCUGGUGCUUCUGAAAAACCGCAUACCAGUUUUCUAGCCUUCAAUCUCAAAAGGGUGUCAUCAAUUUCGCUUCUUUCGGCAAUGCAGAGGCGAAACUCCAAGUGGGGGUGCUGAAAUCUCAAUUGGGUACGCGAAUUUCACGGAAAAAUCUGUUUUUUUUUUUUUUGAAAAUUUGAUCGGAAUUCAUUCACCGGCGAUUUUGGAGAGAUGGUGUUGUCAGCUUCGCCAUGUUCUUUGGCGAGAAGCUCGCUGGAAGAGAUGCUUGAUUCGCUUCGUCGGAGGGAUGAAGAGGAAGAGACGAAGAAGGACUCGCCGCCGGCGUUGCCCGCUCGGCCGGCUUCCAAGGCUCGGCUUCCUCCGGCGCGGCGGUCGCUGCCGAAUAACUUUAAGGUUGGUGGUGGUGACCGCGGUGGCGCGGUGGAGAAUGGAUUUGCUGUCAGCAAUGUGGAGAUUAAGAGGAAGGAAACGGGUGUUGUAGACAAGAGAAGUAGUAGCAGUUUUGGGAGUAAGAGGGUGAAGAAGGAUGUGGAGUCUCCUUAUGUGAUAGCACUUUCAGAAUUCACUGGUUUAUCUGGGAUGAGUUUGGAAUUGGAGGGUGACAGUGUUUCUCAUUUCAUCAAAACGAAGCUUCGUGUUUGGUGUAGGCAACCAAGAGGGAAAUGGGAACUAGGAUCAAUAAAGUCAACUUCUGGAGAGGAAGCAUCCGUUUCACUUUCAAAUGGCAAUGUUGUGAAAGUGGCCAGAUCAGAGCUCUUACCUGCUAAUCCUGAUAUUUUAGACGGUGCGGAUGAUCUUAUUAAACUUGGUUAUCUGAAUGAACCAUCAGUUCUUCACAAUCUUAAGUUUAGAUAUUCUCAGGAUAUGAUUUAUACUAAAGCAGGCCCCAUUUUAAUCGCACUAAAUCCUUUGAAAGAUCUCACUCUUUAUGGAAAUGAUUAUAUCUCAACUUAUAGGCAGAGAUUAAUUGAUAGUCCUCAUGUUUAUGCUAUGGCAGAUGCUGCUUAUAACAAGAUGAUAAGAGAUGAAGUAAAUCAAUCCAUAAUCAUUAGUGGUGAGAGUGGGUCUGGGAAGACAGAGACAGCUAAAAUCGCCAUGAAAUACUUAUCUGCUCUUGGUGGUGGCAGCUGUGGGAUAGAAAAAGAAGUUCUUCAGGCAAAUUUUAUACUAGAAGCUUUUGGGAAUGCAAAAUCAUGUAGCAAUGACAACUCUAGCAGAUUUGGAAGUUUGAUUGAAAUUCAUUUCAGCACCAUGGGUAAAAUGUGUGGGGCUAAAAUUCAAACAUAUCUGUUGGAAAAGUCAAGAGUAGUUCAACUGGCUGUUGGCGAGAGGUCUUAUCACAUAUUUUAUCAACUCUGUGCUGGAUCUUCACCUGGUCUUAAAGAAAGACUGAAUCUUAGAUCAGUCAGCGAUUAUAAAUAUCUAAAUCAGAGUGGUUGUGCGACAAUUGGUGGUGUUGAUGAUGCUAAAAACUUUCAUCAGCUGAUGGAAGCAUUGGAUACUGUUAGAAUUUGUAAAGAGGACCAGGAGCUGAUCUUUAAGAUGCUUGCAGCAAUACUAUGGUUGGGAAAUAUAACAUUCCAAGUAACUAACAAUGAAAAUCAUAUUGAGGUUGUGGAUGAUGAAGCUGUAACCAGUGCUGCCCUGCUGAUGGGUUGCAGUUCUCAAGAAUUAAUGGCAGCAUUAUCUACCUGUAAAAUCCAAUCUGACAAGGAUACCAUUGCCAAAAGUUUGACAUUGUCACAGGCAAUCAAUACAAGAGAUGCAAUUGCAAAAUUUAUCUAUGCAAGCUUGUUUUACUGGCUUGUAGAGCAAAUUAACAAGUCACUUAAAGCCGGUAAAAAAUGUGCUGGGAAAUCCAUAAGCAUCCUUGACAUUUAUGGUUUUCAGUCAUUACAGAAAAACAGCUUUGAACAGUUUUGUAUAAAUUAUGCCAAUGAGAGGCUUCAACAACAUUUUAAUCGGCAUCUGUUUAAACUUGAGCAGGAGGACUAUGAGUUGGAUGGAGUAGAUUGGACCACAAUAGAUUUUGAGGACAAUCAAGAGUGCUUGGAUCUAUUUGAGAAGAAACCUCUUGGUCUACUCUCUUUGUUAGAUGAGGAAUCAAAUUCCCCCAGUGCUUCUGAUUUAACAUUUGCCAACAAACUUAAUCAACUGCACGGUAAUCCUUGCUUCAAAGGGGGAAAAGACAGCGCUUUCAGUGUUCGCCACUAUGCAGGGGAGGUUUUGUAUGAUACAAAUGGUUUUCUAGAAAAGAACAGAGAUACACUGUCUUCUGACUUCAUUCAACUCCUGUCAUCGUGUAAUUGUGAACUGCUUCAGUUAUUCUCCAAAAUGUUUAAUCAGUCUCAGAAACAACCAAAUUCCUCCUUCCACAUUGGUUCACUGGACUCACAGAAGCAGGGUGUUGGAACAAAGUUCAAGGAUCAAUUGUUCAAGUUGAUACAUCAGGUGGAGAGCACUGCACCUCACUUUAUUCGCUGCAUAAAACCAAAUACGAAGCAGCUUCCUGGAAUUUAUGAGGAUGAUCUUGUCCUACAACAGCUCAGGUGUUGUGGAGUUCCAGAAGUUGUUCGGAUUUCUAAGGCAGGAUAUCCUACUCGCAUGACUCAUCAAGAGUUUUCCAGAAGGUAUGGGUUUCUGCUUUCUGAGGCCAUUGUAUCUCAGGAUCCAUUGAGUAUCUCAGUCGCUGUUUUGCACAAAUAUGAUACCCCUUCUGAAAUGUACCAAGUUGGCUACACCAAACUGCACCUUCGAGCAGGGCAGAUUAAUGCACUGGAGGAUAAGAGAAAGCAGCUUUUGCAGGGAGUACUUACGAUUCAAAAAUGCUUCCGUGGUCAUCAAGCUCGCAGUAAUUUCUGUGAACUUAAGAGUGGAGUGGCAACCUUGCAAUCAUUUAUUCGUGGAGAAAUUACGAGAAGGAAGUCUGGUGUUAUGAUGAAGUCUUCUAUAACAAUUUAUUCUAAAAAGCUUGAAGAGAUACAUGCAAUCAUACUACUACAAUCUGUAAUUCGUGGGUGGCUGGUUCGAAGUGAUUCUAGCAAUAUGAAGUUGAGGAAACAUGAAAAUGACAAACCUAGGUGGAAGUCUCGAGUUAAGAUUCCAGAAGUGAAGGAUUUGUCCAAAGACCUGGUUCAGAAUCUGCCUUCAGCUUUAGCAGAACUCCAAAAGCGGUUUUAUAAGGCUGAAGCAAUUUUGGAGCAAAAGGAAGAGGAAAAUACUGAGUUGAAGGAACAGUUAAAACAAUCUGAGAGAAAGAGGGUUGAAUUUGAGGCGAAGAUGAAAUCAAUGGAGGAGGCAUGGAAAAAGCAGAUGACAUCUUUGCAAAUGAGUCUUGUUGCUGCUAAAAAGAGCCUUGCUUCUGAGAAUGGCACUGUUCAACCUGUAAGAAGUGAUCCUUUGUCACCUCGUGGCUAUGAUUCUGAAGAUACUACUUCCAUGGGAUCUCGAACAACUGGUGGGAACACACCUCUGAUGUUAUCAGGGAGUCUCUCUGUCUCAGAUCCAAGGAGACAGGCUAACGGUACAUUGACUACUGUCAGCAGUCUGAUGAGGGAAUUUGACCAACAAAGACAUACAUUUGAUGAUGAAGUGAAAGCUCUGACUGAGGUAAAACCAGGGCAGUCUGUAAACACGAAUUCCAUUGAAGAACUUCGGAAGCUCAAACGUACAUUUGAGGGAUGGAAGAAACAGUACAAAGUUAGAUUACGUGAGACAAAAGCAAGGCUUCAUAAAUUAGGGAAUUCAGAAUCUGAAAGAAGUCGGCGGACAUGGUGGGGAAAAUUAAGGGCAUAAUAGCAUCUGGUUUUCAAACAUACUUUUACUGAAGUAUAGAAAUGUUGAAGAUUCAGAGAAAAUGGCAACAUGAUUGUUCUCAUAAUCUCUGGCCUGUUAAGAAGUUGCUUCUUCUCUAUCUUGCUGGAAACACUUGAUAAAUGUGUUACCGUUGUGCUAGUUGGUGAAGAAAGGAAAGAAAUUGUACAUCAUCCAAUUUUGUUACAUUGUGGAAGUAUUUUAGGCUGUGCAUAGGUGUAGGAUUAGUUUAGUUUGCUUAUGUAUAUUCAUUUUCCUUUUAUUUGGGUGAAAAACAGCAAUGGUUAGUGUAUAUUGUAUUGUUGUUGAUGUGGUAUAAAACCCGGCCUGAAAGAUACUGUUAGUGGAGUGUAUCUUCAGCCUGUAGUUAAAAACGUUCUUGCUGUUUUGCUAUAUGUCUGAACAGUUCUCUCAAUGUAUUGGCUAAACAGAUAAAUGUUCAAUUAAUAGUGUUCUCCUCUUUCUACA